GUCGCGCGCGCACCAACGCGCGAUGAUUGCCUGUUGUGGGGCGUCGCGAGAUGCGGUCGUCAAGACAGCGCUCUUGAUCGCGCGGACAAUGAUGAGCAGCCCGCGCGACUCUUCCACACCUCUCCUUCGCUGUAUUCCUACACCUCUUCGCCCUCGCACAGGGUGGAGUCUACGCUUCUGUCUUUUCUCCCUUGUCAUUCGUUUCGCUGUGCGACCUCUAGGGCUUCUCUUGAACACCUCAGAGUCGCGGUUCGAGCACUGAUAUCAAAAUGGCGUUGUCCGAGUUCUCGUCGAUUGGAAAGAGGAAGCUUGGCGUUCAUGUCCUGUUGAUCAUCUUCACCAUUCUUGCCCUCGCGUUCGCCGUGCGGGUGAACCAUUUCCAGGAGUAUUACUUCAUGGCAGAUCUCUUCCCUCUAGGUCUUGCAGUGACGACCCUGGUCAUCCUUAUCUUCACGCUUGUCCUCGACGUUGCCAUCAAGAACAUACCCACCGCGCGCCCCGCAGUUGAAGUCGGCCUCCUCUACGUCCUAAGCAUCUUCUGGCUCGCGUUCAACGCAUUCUCUACCUCCCGCUGGAGCCGCAUUCCCAUGAGCUGCGGUUCAAUCCCCGAUGAGUACGCUGACAUGCGCGGGUGGUGCCGCGAUGUCCAGGCUCUCAAGUCCUUCGUCUGGAUCGAGUUCGUCGCGAUCUUCUUCACGGCGUCCUGGAUCCUCCGCUACGCCCUCUCGGAACACAAGCAGGGCCACCAGCACAUCUGGGGCGGCCCCCUCUCGCGCUACCGCCCGCACGAAGGCGCCCCCAACGCCCGAUUGACGUUCACGGACUACUUCGCCCCCGUCCGCGGCCACCAGGCCUUCGAGAAGUUCUGAGCUCUCAUGGAGCGCAGUGCAGCGAUGUGAACUAUGACGCUUACAGAAGGGGCUGGUGACGAUCCACGACUCAACAUGUAUACCUGCUUGGAUCUUGUUUUUGUUUUUGUGUUCGAGCCGGACGUCCUUCCGGCAGGGGCGGCUGGCGUGUGUAGUUUAGCUGAAAUAUCGUUCCUUGUUGCUUGGACAUGUUAGACGAGGCAUCGUACUGAGUGAAGGGCAGAAAUUUAUCUGAACCUCAGCCGUGCAACUCGCACUUUGCUGGCGGGGCCGAAAGCGCAUGAUGAGAUGAUGUACGUACGUUGCAG
This is a messenger RNA of Dichomitus squalens LYAD-421 SS1, 1177 nucleotides long. RefSeq lists its product as uncharacterized. Lineage: Eukaryota; Fungi; Basidiomycota; Agaricomycetes; Polyporales; Polyporaceae. The record is from RefSeq and is a predicted model, not a curated record. Bases 270 to 869 code for a protein of 199 amino acids. The transcript has 7 exons.